AUGACAGCACCCCAAGUCAUUGUGGUCGGCGGUGGAUUGUCUGGUCUAAGUGCCGCCCACACCAUCUACCUAAACGGUGGUAAUGUCCUCGUUUUGGACAAGCAAGCCUUCUUCGGUGGUAACUCCACGAAGGCUACAUCUGGCAUCAAUGGUGCCCUCACCCGCACUCAAACCGAGCUCGGUAUUCAAGACAGCGUCAAGGCCUUUUACGAAGAUACCCUCAAGUCUGCUAGAGACAAGGCUCGCCCAGACCUGAUCAAGGUCCUUACCUACAAAUCAGCCGCAGCUGUCGAGUGGUUGCAGGAUGUCUUCAACCUCGAUCUCACCCUCGUCUCCCGCCUGGGCGGCCACUCCUUCCCUCGUACCCACCGUGGCCACGAUGCCAAGUUCCCCGGUAUGGCUAUCACAUAUGCGCUUAUGCAGCGUCUGGAGGGGCUGGCCGAUGCUGAGCCUGGCCGUGUACAGAUUGUGAAGAAGGCUAAUGUCACUGCGAUCAACAAGAAUGGCAACAUCGUUACUGGAGUCACAUAUACCGUCAGCGGCGAAACAAAGACUGCUGAUGGUGUGGUUAUUCUGGCCACUGGUGGCUAUGCCGCUGACUUUAGUGAAACCUCUCUACUCAAGAAGCACCGUCCCGAUACCUUUGACCUAUCCAGUACCAACGGCACCCACGCCACCGGUGAUGGCCAGAAGAUGUUGAUGGCCAUCGGUGCGAAUGGGAUCGAUAUGGACAAGGUUCAGGUUCACCCGACUGGUCUCGUGGACCCUAAGGACCCAAAUGCCAAAUUCAAGUUCCUGGCGGCAGAGGCCCUCCGUGGUGAGGGUGGUCUGCUGCUGAACUCGGAUGGCCAACGGUUCUCAGAUGAACUUGGUCACCGCGACUAUGUCUCCGGUCAAAUGUGGAAGGAGAAGGAGAAGGGCAAGUGGCCCAUUCGUUUGGUGCUCAACAGCAAGGCAUCCAAGGUGCUGGACUUCCAUACCCGCCACUACUCCGGCCGUGGCUUGAUGAAGAAGGUGACUGGCAAGGAGCUGGCCAAGGAGAUCGGCUGCGGCGAGGCUGCGCUGAAGAAGACCUUUGACGAGUACAACCUCAUUGCUGAUGGCAAGAAGAAGGACCCCUGGAACAAGAAAUUCUUCCACAACCUGCCCUUCACUAUUGACGAUGAAUUCCACGUCGCUCUUAUGGAGCCCGUUCUUCACUUCACAAUGGGCGGUAUUGAGAUCAACGAGCACGCCCAAGUGCUCAACAGUGAGGAGAAGCCUUUCGAUGGCCUGUAUGCCUGCGGUGAGUUGGCCGGUGGUGUCCACGGUGCCAACCGUCUGGGUGGUUCCUCUCUCCUGGGCUGUGUCGUGUACGGCCGUGUUGCUGGUGACUCUGCCAGCCAGCAUCUCUUCCAAAAGCUCCUCACCACCGGCUCCUCUGCCCAACAGCGUCUGGGCCAGAUCUCCUUGCACAUCGAUCCAUCUACCCCUGGCAAGAUCUCCGUUGAGUGGGGCGGUGCCGCUACCAGUGGCAGUUUGCCUACUAUUGCUGCUACUGCUGAUGCUCCUACCUCCGCACCUGCUGCUCCAGCCGAACAAGACAAGCCGGCCAAGUUUGAAAUCCCCGAGAAAGAGUACACCAUGGAUGAGGUCGCCAAGCACAACAAGAAGGAAGACCUCUGGAUCGUAGUCAAGGGCAUUGUCCUUGACGUGACUAACUGGCUCGAUGAUCACCCAGGCGGUGCCAACGCCCUCUUCAAUUUCAUGGGCCGUGACGCCACAGAGGAAUUCGCUAUGCUCCACGAUGACGAAGUGAUCCCCAAAUACGCUGGUCACAUCGUGAUUGGCCGUGUCAAGGGUCAAACCCCCAGCUUGGACCUGUGA
Molecule: messenger RNA, 1866 nt
Organism: Penicillium taxi
Lineage: Eukaryota; Fungi; Ascomycota; Eurotiomycetes; Eurotiales; Aspergillaceae
Gene: osm1
Product: putative fumarate reductase Osm1
Exons: 3
Coding region: 1-1866 (621 amino acids)
Molecular function (GO): oxidoreductase activity; FMN binding
Source: RefSeq, a predicted model, not a curated record